UCUCCGGAGCACCAGAAAGAUCCUGGGAUAUUGCAGCUGUAGAUAUGGUUUCCAAAGCUGUGGUGUCCACUUUACUGGUGAUAUAUGGCCUCUGCAUGCUGGCUGAGAAGACGCAAGCAAGUUUCCCACAUUUUUACUCCCACAGUGAUGUCUGUAACAUGCAGCAUGAGAAGAGCAGAGCAUGUAAAAAGUUUGUACAGCAGAGAUCAGAAGGCGGGGAGCUCCGAGGAGCCAAUGGAUUGGAGGAAGAUGAUAUCCCCAAGCAAAGGGCUCCACUUGAGAUCGAGCUACGACUGGACUCACAGCAGCUAGAGAUUUAUCGUGAUGUUGUUGAUGAAUUACUCAAUGAAGAAGCUCAAAAGCCAUAAUACAGUCAUCGGCCCACUUUGGCAAUGAAGAUGGCAUCAUUCAACAUUUAAUCCUGAAAUCUAUGAAUCCUAAUAAAAAAGAUUUAGUAAACAUA
Bombina bombina (fire-bellied toad) is the source of this 463-nucleotide messenger RNA. RefSeq names its product promotilin. The record is from RefSeq and is a predicted model, not a curated record. The transcript has 5 exons. NCBI's taxonomy places the organism in Eukaryota, Metazoa, Chordata, Amphibia, Anura, Bombinatoridae. The coding region runs from base 45 to 368 and encodes 107 amino acids. Gene Ontology annotation, molecular function: motilin receptor binding.